Messenger RNA from Sparassis crispa, 7245 nucleotides. RefSeq lists its product as hypothetical. Gene Ontology annotation, biological process: protein phosphorylation; DNA damage checkpoint signaling; telomere maintenance. Gene Ontology annotation, molecular function: protein binding; protein serine/threonine kinase activity. The coding region runs from base 1 to 7245 and encodes 2414 amino acids. Lineage: Eukaryota; Fungi; Basidiomycota; Agaricomycetes; Polyporales; Sparassidaceae. The transcript has 27 exons. Gene Ontology annotation, cellular component: nucleus. The record is from RefSeq and is a predicted model, not a curated record.
AUGAGCAUUCCUACGCCGACUCCACUCCCUUUUGCUACAUUUCAGACGAAGGGUGACACAUCUCCGGCGUAUCUCCUGGAAUACCUUCAGAAACUUUCUGCCCAAAUUCGUGAUGACCCAUACCUGGGCAAGGACGACACUUCCUCGUGGUUUGAGGUGGUUUCGGGACUGAUGGAAGUCUUCUUCGAUUCUUUUCCAACACCUGAUGAGCAGCCGUGGAGUACUCUACACGAAAAACUCAAGCUCACCGAAGUUUCCCUGGAAGUGGUGCAUCGUGCCACAGAGCGUGUCGGACACUUGUUUGUGCAAUCGGACGGCUUUGCAGAGAAAGUACUUAUUCGAUUGCUCCGUCUCUGUUUCGUGCUGGAGAUAUGGGUCGAUAAUUCCGUGCCGGCGGAGGAUGGCUAUCCUACUGCAGAAGAAUUGUGCGAUCAGGCCGUGCGAACUUCCGCGGGCGUUUUACGCUCCUUGGGGAGCAGUUCCACGUCGGAAGAAGCUAUACCCCUUCCACGAGACAUACUGAAGGGUAUCCUACUAAAAUGUGUAAGUGGGUGCAAUGACCUUCUUUCUCUUUCUCCUGCUGAGGUGUUCCCUGUGUCAUUCAAACUGUUUGCGACUCCGCUCCUCCAGGAGAAGCAGGCUGUUGGCGCUGCGUUGAUCACUGAUUCAGGCGAAAAUAUCCAACUCAAUAUCGACAGUCCUUCUCGGAUCCCGGUACUUCUAUCCCUGCUUCUUGAUGUUUGUUCCCAAAGCAUAUCUCCGGCUCUGCCGUCACAGUGGUACUUCUUAGGAGUUGUGCGUGAUGUUGCUGACCUUUCUCUGCGGAUCUUCGAUUUUCUGUCUUCCCCAUCUUGUAUUACCUCUGCUCCAAGAAGAGCAAGGGCCUUAACAUCUGUGUGUUACGCCAUAGUCGUUGCAUCGAGAACUCUCUCAGUCUUGGAAGAACUGGCGGAUUCGCUGAGGUUCAAGUUACUACUCCACAGAUUACAAGCCGGUCCAGAUAGCUCUUGGGAACGUUCAGAUGCUAAUCUCCAACAAAUGUUUGACUUACCCUUUAUGACCUUACCGGUUGCGGCAGAAGUGCAGCUUGCUCUUACAUUUCUACGUACAGAGCGUUGGGGAGAGGCGGGAGACAGUUUGAGGAAGCUCACGGUGACAUUUCUACGCUUAUGCAUCCCUCAAUUUGACAAGGAGUUUCUGUGCAUGGUCAAGGAGUCCCUCACGGCAACUGGAAAAGACGAAGCGUAUUCAGAGACGCUGCAGUCAGUCGAUGAACGUCUCAAAUCGUUGAAGAAGUCUGGAGAAGUUGCACAAGGGCAGACGAGUGCAAAUGUAUUGCAAUCCUCUUGGCGUGCUGCAGUCAGAGUUAAUGUUCAAGCUGUCGUCGAACCACUCGAGCUUGCGUGGAUGGAUGACGAUAACCCUCUCACCGAUGUCGAGUACACUGUUCGUGCAUUGAAGGAAAUAGAAGGCAGGUUCACGGAUAACAGGCCGUUGUACAACCCCGCUGCAAAAGCUCGUCGGUCCCUAGCACAGAACUUCGCCAAACUGUCCUCUACCCUACGCCACGCAGGCGUUCCCUCAUCUUCCUGGUCAGUUGACAGACCAGAAAUAUCAACAGUCUCUGUGUAUAUGCCAGUAGCGACUCUCCUCCUCGAGGGUUCUGGAGAGGAUGUGACUGCCGUGGUUCGCAAGUCUGUGUAUGAUGCUCUCGCUCAGACCUUGCGAUAUCACACGCAUGCAGUCGAUGUCAGUGACUUUGAACACACAACAGAUAUGAUUGUACGAGGAAUGAAGGAUGGGGACCGCAGUGUGCGUCUUGGCGCCGGGCAAGCAUUGGUAGAUAUGGUUAGAAUCUACCAGGCAAAUGGCAAUGGUGCCUGGAAAAGAGCAGAAGGACUCUUCGCCAUGCUUUACCGGUUGUUUGAACUGAAAGAUGCCCGUGUCAAGGAAACCGCCUUGAUUACUGUUGGAAGGAUCGGGAAAAUUGCUACAGCGGAGAUCCUUGGUCAAGCCGUCUGCUGCUUGGUGUCUCAGCUCGGAAAACAAAGCCCGAUGUUGAAUGGAACCGCUUACUUGCAAUUACAAAGUCUGGCAAAAUAUCAUCGAAAAACGCCUUAUAAUCUACUCUCACCCUACAUGGACUCAAUUGCUCCUUUCCUAGUUUCUCGUAUUUGCACACAGAAGAGCAUGCUGGUGGAAGCUUGCCAAUUUAUCUCUGUCUCCUACAAAGAUUUUGUAGGGUUGACACUGAAUCGCACCUUGCCGCAGAUAUUCGCCAAUUGUGAACUCCGGGUAGUAGAAGAGGUGGCCAAGGAAACAGAUAUGGAACCACAAAAGCUUUUGCUUGCACAUUGUCCCGAGAUUCUCGCAUAUGCGUUCCGACUUCAAGGACCUGGACAAAGUCAAAAGGCUCUUGGAUUUAUCUUAGGCCUACUGCGAGAGGCAGGUGGUGAUGCCAUCGAUAUUGGGAGUGUUGUUCGCAGUUACAUUGUUCCCCUCUUGGCCGAACUUGUUGUUGUAUUGGGAGCCGACAAUCCAGAUGAGGCCGACACGGGAAUGCAGGCGCUGACGAAGAUUGAGCGUUGUGUAUCGCAGCCGCGAAAUGGUUCUCGAGGAACACCUCCAGAGAAUACAGGGGCGUUCUUGAAAUCUUACAUGCUCGGUAUAAUGUCCCAUCUGAACGAUCGUUUGCAAGAUGUGCAGAGAAGGCGGUCACUCGACUUGAAGAGAAAGGUAUUGAGAAGCCUGGGGCCAUUCAUCAGUCUGAUUGGAACCGCAGUAAGCGGUAUUGCGCCUCAGAUUAUGACAUCUCUGCAGUCCAUGCUUGUGGUCAAGGAACUUGCAGAUGUGACAUUACAGAGUUGGCAUGUUUUUCUGACAUCCCUUGAAACUCGCGACCUUGGACCACACGUCGGUCCGACCAGUGCAUCCUUCGUAGCGUACUGGCCGGCGUUUUCAACGCAAGGCCGUGAUACCGCCAAGCGGUGCCUGACCUUCAUCGUAUGUGGCAAAGGUGCAGACCUUGGUCCAUAUCUAAAUGAAGUAGUCGAUCUCGGUACUAUUCCUGAACUUUCCGAAGCACAGGAGAGACUAGCUCACCUCCGCCGCGCGUGGAAACCUCGGGAUAAACUACAAAGGAUCCUGGAACGCGCAACUAGCGAAAGUGUUACCGUGGCGGUGCAGUCUUUGUAUGAGCUGAAGGCCUUCAUGAGCGUCGAAGAGGAAGGCUAUGUUCGGGCACUCGCUUUUGGAGAUGUGUUUGAUCCUCUGGUUGGUCAAAUCCUCUCCACGCUAUUCGCAGCGGCCUGCCGCGAUGGAGACGACACCGAUACUUUGCACAUGGUAGCCUUUGACUGCAUCGGAGUUCUGGGUGCUGUUGAUCCCGAUAGGCUCGACAUGGGUGUCAAUGAUACUCGAAUUGUUAUGCUCAGCAAUUUUAUGGACGAGGCCGAGUCAGCGUCCUUUGCUCUGCAUCUCAUCCGAGAUAUUCUUGUGGGUGCUUUCCGCUCUACCAGCGACAUUAACUACCAGAGCUAUCUCGCCUACGCAAUCCAAGAGCUCUUACACUUCUGCAAAUUUACCUCCGCCCUUGUCACUCCUGGAUCCACCAAUUCUAUCUCUCUGAAGGUUAGGAAUCGCUGGAACAGUCUCCCCAAGCACGUCCUUGAGACCGUCACCCCUCUCCUGGACUCGCGCUUCAAGGUGGAAGCUCGUUAUCAUGAAGAGUUGCAGCAUCCCAUUUAUCCCACAAAGCAGACAUAUCGCGAAUGGAUUCAAUCGUGGACUGGUCAUCUUCUCAAUAAAGCUUCAGGAGAACAGGCUGUUACCAUAUUUAACGUAUUCCCCGCCGUCGUGCGUAACAAAGACGUUGGAGUAGCGCACCAUCUUCUUCCCCAUCUUGUGCUAAACGUCCUUAUCUCUGGUGAAGAAGACGAUACUCAACAAAUCCGGUCCGAAUUGCUAGCAGUACUUGAAGAUCAGGUUGAGACGAGCUCGCAAUCUUCUGCCGACAAGAAGCUUCUCAGCGCGCAGACCGUGUUCAUGCUCAUGGAUCACAUCAAUCAGUGGGUACGUGUCAUUCGUCAGGACAUCAGCUCCAAGAAGGCAGAAAGCAAGAGAGCCCGGGCCAAUCAAGUAGGCAGCGAGGCCGAAGAACAACUCCUAAGAGUUGAUUCUAUCCUCUCGAGCAUAGAUCCAAGUCUCAUGGCGAAAGCCGCACUGCAAUGCAAGGCUUACGCUCGCUCCCUCAUGAAUUUUGAACAGCAAGUCGUGACCCUACGAGCCAAUAACGCGAACAGCAAUCAACUCCAUGAACACUAUGAGCGUCUACACGAAAUAUACGCUCAUUUGGAUGAGCCAGAUGGAAUGGAGGGCAUUUCCACACUGAUUCUGUCACCAUCCCUAGAGCACCAGAUCCGACAGCACGAAAGUACGGGCCGGUGGACAUCGGCGCAAAGCUGUUGGGAAGUCAGGCUUCAACAAUCUCCAGAUAACCUCGACUUUCACUUGGGUCUACUACGCUGUCUCCGAAAUCUGGGACACUACGACACGUUGCGUACUCAUGUUAAAGGUGUUCUAGUCCGCAAUCCAAAUUGGCAGGCGCAAUUAGUCGGUUUUCAGGUUGAGAGUGAAUGGAUGGUUGGUAAUUGGGGAGAGGUACAGAUUUUAAUCCGGAGUACCGAAGCUCAGACGUCUCCCAUACUUCUGGCACAAGUACUCUUGGCCAUGCGCGCUGGUGACACCGUGACGAUCUCGGACUCGUUAGCGGUGGCACGAAGAUUACUGGGCACUCCCAUUAUAGCUGCCGGUGCGAAAGGCUACCGACGAUCCUACGAUGCUGUCCUCGAUCUGCAUCUCGUGCACGAGUUGGAGGUAAUACAUAAUGCUAUGACCAGUCUUCCAGGUGGGCAAGGCUCGGGAACUCCGCGCAGAGUGGUCGACCACGUCUCGCAACGGUUAUCCGCACGUUUCAACUCGACUUUGCCUACAUUCAGAAUCCGGGAACCAAUUCUGAGCAUGCGGCGAACGGCAUUUGGCCUAAGCUGUUCCAAUGCUCAUAGCGUCAAAGAGGUUAUAGGACAAGCAUGGCUAGCUAGCGCCAAAAUUGCUCGGAAGGCCGGACACUGGCAGACUGCCUACAGUGCCAUGUUACAGGCGCAGCAUUGCAAACUUCCUUUCUCUUUUAUGCAGAAUGUAAAACUCAUUAAGGCCAGCGGCGAACCCCUUCGAGCAUUGCAAGAGUUGGAAAAUUCUAUGCGGCUAUCUGGUAUAAUGGGCGAAGAUGUUAUUGAUCUCACGGAUGACAAGGAGGACAUGAAGUUAAAAGCGAAGGCUCAACUUCUGCGUGCUCGAUGGAUGAACGAAUCCGAUCGAUUUGAUGCUUCAUUUGUGGUGAAGGCAUAUCAAAAUGCGGCAGACUUAUGCCCGAAAUGGGAAAGUGGCCAAUUCUAUCUUGGACAGUUUCAAGACGAAUGUUACAAAGCUCUUUCACGUGAAGACCAGUUAAACCGAGGAAUGAGGAUGAACCUUCAAACCGUUCGAAACUAUGUUAAGGCCAUGAGAUAUGGAUCAAAGUAUAUCUAUCAGACAGUUCCACGAGUGCUCACGUUAUGGAUGGACAUGGGUGAAGACGGCAAUAUUGCGAAAUCCGAAAUAUUCCAACGUAUAAACAUGGAAGUUUCGCGUGCAAUUAAAUCCGUCCCUGUGUACAAGUGGUUCACAGCAUUUCCUCAAAUCGUCUCCCGUGUUGGACAUGGCAACGAUGCAGUGUACGGCGUCUUGUCCAAGUUAAUCUCCAUGGUCAUUCAAGAGUAUCCAAAACAAGCACUGUGGUUGUUCACGUCAGUUGUCAAAUCAACAAAACCGCAGAGAGCGGAUAGAGGCAAACUUAUCCUUGACAAACUUCGUACACUCACGGAAACAAAUGUUCCCAAAUUAAUCAAUGAUAGCUUGCACAUGACGGAAGAGCUGCUAUCUCUCUGUGAUUACCCUGUGAGAGAGGACAAAAAGACUUUAAGUAUGACGAAAGACUUCCCAAGUCUCUUUCGUCUUGCCCCUUCACAACUAGUCAUCCCGCUGCAAGAAUCUCUCACUGUCAGCCUUCCCCCGACGUCAUCAUUAGAAAUUGUGCUACCCGAUGGGACGCAUGCAGUGCAUCAGCCGUUUCCCUUAGAUGUACCUACCUUUGCACGAUUCCACGACGAAAUCGAUGUGAUGCGCUCUCUAGCUAAACCGCGCAAGAUUACGAUUCAGGGGAGCAAUGGUCAAAUUUACAUGUUUUUGGGAAAGCCAAAGGAUGAUUUGCGCAAGGAUGCUCGUCUGAUGGAUUUCAAUGCUAUCGUGAACAAACUGCUCAAGUCAAAUUCAGAAUCACGUCGACGACAACUCCAUAUUCGCACUUACGGUGUCGUGACAUUAAAUGAAGAGUGUGGGUUCAUCCAAUGGGUCCCUAACACGAUUCCUAUCCGGCCGAUUCUCAUGAAGGGGUACGAGCGCCGCAAUGUUCGUAGCUGGUCGCCCGAGAUGAAUCUAAUUUUCGCGAAAAUCAAGGAAACAUCAGACAAAGAGGGUGCACAGAUCUUCGUCAUUGACCUUACCCAUAAGACUUUCCCGGAGCCCACUGCAUGGCUGGCCAGUCGGCUGGCGUACAGCAGGACUGCUGCAGUGAUGUCAAUGGUCGGAUUCAUCGUAGGAUUGGGCGACAGGCACUGCGAGAACAUCCUGCUUGACAUUAACACCGGCGAUGCCAUCCAUGUCGAUUUCAACUGCCUGUUCGAGAAGGGAAAAACGUUGGAGACACCAGAGCGAGUCCCCUUCCGAUUGACGCAGAACGUGGUAGAUGGCAUGGGAGUCACUGGUGUGGAAGGUUGCGUCUUCCGUAUUGCGUGUGAGGUGACCAUGCAAUUGCUCAGAGAGAACAAGGACAGUUUGAUGAGCGUGCUCGAUGCAUUCGUGCAUGAUCCGUUGGUGGAAUGGGAGGACGAAAAGCGCAAGAUGGCAAGUCCUACAUUUGAACGAGAGGCCCAGAGAAGGAACACUGUCCGCGCUUCGGUAGAUUUACGCAGUCUUGCCAAGAACGCUCUGAAGACAAUCGACAAGAAGCUCAAGGGUAUAUAUACCACGAGCCGUGAGCGAACCGAGAAAGAGAUAUCGACUAGUGGCCUCGUUCAAGUGCUGAUCCAAGAAGCUUCAGACGACGCAAAUCUAGCGAAGAUGUAUCCAGGUUGGACUCCCUGGCACUGA